GUGGAUAUCUAUGGCAAACCGAGAAAGUUAUGGCUGUUUUGGUUUCUCGUAGACUUAGCAUAAGGAUGCAAGCAACGCCUCCUCGCACGGACCCAUGCUAUGUCUACGAGAAACCAAAACAGCCAUAACUUUCUUGAUAGGUUACAAACAUCCACUUGUCAGGUAUCUAAAAGUUCGUAAAUUUCUCCUCCAUGUUUGUAUGCAGGUUGGGAUGUUCUGUUGAGAGGCAAACGAAGGAAGAGUGGUGCAAGUUUUGAAAAUUAUCUAGCAGUCAGACUGAAAAAGAAAAGUGUUAUCCAGAUCUCAGCCUCUUAUAGUCUUAUUUGAAUUUGAUCUUUUUUUACCGUGGACGAACUCCUGUAUCGUGAGUGGGGUCUGUGUGGAACUAUGGUAAACAGCACCUAUGGAGCUAUGGGACGUACCGCUCUGUAACUAUCUUUAUGAGCCCUGCUAGAAACCUUCCGCGACGACGAAGUUAGCUGAGAACGCCUCUUGGCACAGUCCAGUCCGGAAGCCGGUAUCUGGCUGAAUGCCUUGCCUUCAGCGCAUAUUGGCAAGUGGCAACCUUCUGGAAGAUUACUCCUUGAAGAAAUCGGUCGGGAUUAGACUUGGUGCAGUCAUUUGUGAUCCGCGAUUCCGCACCCAUACGCAAAAUGCCAUAAAGCAUUCGACGUGUACGGUCACCACGGGCUGUCAUGCUUGUACUCCACUGGGAGACAUGCGCGCCACGGCGGCCUGAACAGCAUUGUGUGCCACUUAUUGCCCACUUAUUGCCACUUAUUAUUGCUGUAAAGCGGGCAUCGCAGCGAAGCUCGAACCCCGAGGUCCACCCUAUUCGUCCGAUCGUCGCCCUGACGGGUGCAUCACCUUCGCCUGAAACGCGGUAUGUGUUUGGCUUGGGACGUUACCUGCGUGGACAGGUCCGCCCAUCGCACAUCAGGCCCACUUCCGCGGCCGCGUAAUCCGCUGCCGCCCAGGCCGAAGACAAGAAAACGAGAUUGUACGCGUAUCUUCAGGGCAGACGAAUUUUUGCUCUGCUAGGUUUCGAAAUUCACGGCCUCGGGGGUAAGUCGGCUUCCGUUCUAAAAAGCAAAUCGGCAAGUGGCUACAGCAGCACACUGCAGGUGAACCUCGCCCCGAAUUCCUACGCCAAUGCCUGUCGAUCGAAAUACAACGGGGAUACGCGGUUUCCGUCCUCGGAACCAUGGAUGGAUCGGACAAUUUUCAAAGAUUUUUUUUUUGCAACUAGCUCUGUUUUGUUACAAAAUUUGCUCGAUGCGACUGGCUUGUGCUAACAAAAAUAUAUAACAGCAGCACAUCUCUGUGACAUCAGUGCUUUGAACACUGCUUUCUGUAUGCGAGACAGCAAGGGUGAUAACGUAGACGACCGUUGCGCUUUCCGUUCCCAGUCCUUUCGGCUAGUCCGCCACUUUCCAGUAACUGCGGCAAAGACCACUGUGAAGAAGCUUUGUGCGCCAUAAUUUGCAUAACAAAACAAGGCAUUCCCGGCCCCGAAUGAUUUACUACGUUGCAUGAAAAUAGGUCCUUUGGCGACCGGGUACCCUGGACGCGAUGCCGCGGUGUAUAUAUCAGCCUUUAUUGGCGGAUGCCAGUCAAAUGAGCCAUCGCAACACUGUCGCCGUCCGGAUGACCCGCCAUCCGGAUGAAAGCGCCUGCGAUGGCGACACCUGGUGGCUAGGGUACAUACAGGAUAUCGAAGGCGAGCGCGCCUUCAUCCACUUCAACUCUACAACAGCCGAAGCUCGCUGGAUGCACAUGGAGGACGUCUGGCCACUACCGACGUAUCGUGACGCGCUGUACAGUCGAAAUGCCACAAUAUUUGCGGCACUGCGCGACGAAGACAACGGACCGUUUUGUUUCCGCCCAGCCGUCAUGCUGGAUGAAAUUCAUGGUUGUAUACGAUGUCUUAACUUGGGUUCUAUGAUGUUUGGCAUCCGAACCGACGUGUCCAGCAGCAGCAACGCCACUGCAUGUGCUGCACACACAGCUCGUCCAUGUGUUGAGGUGGUCCUCGACAGCCAAGUGUCCAAUGAGCUGCCACCGAGCGGACCUCCCUUGCUGGAGCGCCGCAGCGGUUUGUUGUACACCAAGCACUGGAUACCCUUCCCCCAGGCCAGCGCCCUUCUCAGCGAACCUUCCGAUAAAUUUCGCAUCAUCAAGCAUGUCCGUGCCGCUCUUAAACACAAAAUAAAGUUAGGAGAUGCAAUUCUGUGGGACUGCUGCCGGUUUCAUUUGCGCAUCGGAGCGGAGGGCUGCGUGUUCGUCGUCGUCGGACUCGCGACCGACGCGGAAUCGACGCACUGGAUGGCUAGAACCUUGUCGACAGUCCUGGAAACUCAUCUGGCCAGCCGCGCCCUUCUUCCGCCUAUUCACAAUCAUUUAGCGUUGCGCACCAGCGAAAAUAUGCCUUGCGAAGCCGGUAUCGACAUUGAUGCACCGACGCUGACUGAAUUGACGCCUUGGCUACUAAGCGACAUCCUAUCCCAUUUGGACGUGCAUUCCCAAAUGAAGGCCACACGGGUGUGUGCCAUAUGGCAGAUGCUGCUGAGCCAUCCCAGGAUGAAGGAGCACGUCAGCAUCUCAUUCGAAAGCUGCUGGCACCUGCAAGUCGACACCGACACCUGCUUCAAAGCGGCCUCCCUCCUUACCCGCUUCCUCAGUUCAGCGACAAUCAGUCUCACCGUGUUGCGAGUCUUCCCGCCGCGCGCCGUGCAUGAUUGUAUAGAAGGGAUACUCAGUUCCAGGGAAAUCAAUUUGCCUAUACUUGUCCUCAGAGACCAUAUCGACAUGGAACCAAAAGCUCUUUCGCUGCAGAAGCGGUCGCGUUUGACGCAUGGGGCAGUGGUUCGUAUGCUGUUCAACAAGCACAUUUGCGACUUUAUCUUGCUGUACAACUGGAAAGUUAGCAUUCUCUUCGGUCAGCAAAUGUACGACGUCUUUGAGGAAGGGUACAUCUAUAAGCCAGAUUUCGGCGCGUUCAGGCGUCCUCUUCCAGCGCACGAGCGCCAAUGGAUGCUGCGCCUGUCCGAGCGGCCAAUCUCGCCACCACAGCUGGCCAUAGACGAACUACAAAUCACUAUUCCCAAGCUGCUGCUGUCUUGUAGCAACAGCGAAAUGGGCAUAACCAGUCGCUUCAUGUGCGCGCUGAACGACAACUUCCCGCCGGUGACGCCGGACAUGCUGGCAAAGGUCACGGCGGUCCACGCGCGCUGGCUGCGCACCCUUGAUUAUCCCGAUGACUGGCACACCAUCCGCAACUAUCUUCUACUGUACAGUGGGUUUCACUCGGACGGAAGACCGAAAUUCUGGGAGGAGGUCGAUCUGCGCUAUGUGAAUAUUUCCACCUGGAGCAAAAUGGCUAUUUACGGGAUAAACGAGCUUUUCCGAGUUUGAAUCCUUCUACCUUGUGCUUGCAGCGAUAGCUACCACACUGAUCGGAUCUGCCUGCAUACAAAUUCGUGUGCCUGUACUGUACGGCAUGUCCGUCUCCCCUUAUAAUAUCUGCUGCAUUAUCCUGGCAGGAGUAAACAUGGCAUACUCCUUCCGAACGAGCGAAGGGAGAUCACCAGAAUUUGAUAUUGAGUGCUGU
Paramacrobiotus metropolitanus is the source of this 3610-nucleotide messenger RNA. RefSeq lists its product as uncharacterized. The coding region runs from base 1573 to 3414 and encodes 613 amino acids. The record is from RefSeq and is a predicted model, not a curated record. The transcript has 7 exons. Gene Ontology annotation, molecular function: protein binding. NCBI's taxonomy places the organism in Eukaryota, Metazoa, Tardigrada, Eutardigrada, Parachela, Macrobiotidae.